AUGUCGGCCAAGGAUCUCGAUUGCCCCAUCUCCUACGAGCAGCUGGAGGACAUUGAAGAUGACUUCGAGGAGGCAGAUAUGGAGCUGAUCCGCUAUCAGGAUAAGCUCACCAAGGACCUCUACGCCAAGCGUGACAAGAUUAUCGCACAGAUCCCCACCUUCUGGCCUCUCGUCUUCGAGCAGUCGCCGCCGGAAAUCGACGAGUACAUCCAGCCCACCGACGCCUCCCUCCUCAUCGGCUCUCUCAAGUCGCUGUCAGUCGAGCGCUUCGAGCUGCCCGAGGGCGACCCUCGCAGCAUCGCCAUCAAGUUCGAAUUUGCGGCCAACGACCACUUCGAGAACACGACGCUCGAGAAGAAGUUCUGGUACCGCCGUGCCAAGGAUGGCUGGGCCGGUCUCGUCUCGGACCCGGUCGAGAUCAAGUGGAAGUCGGCCGACAAGGACCUGACUGGUGGCGCCCUCGACCUUGUCAUGAAGGUCUGGGAGGAGGACAAGGCGGGCAAGAGCGAGGAGGAGACGGAGGCGAAGAAGAAGCUGAAGGAGUUCAUCGACAACACGGGCGUUGACGGCGCCAGUUUCUUCACCUUCUUCGGUUACCGCGGCCGCGACAUCUCGGUCGAGGAGGACCGCGAGGCCUUCAAGGCUGAGCAGGAGAAGCGCAAGGCUCGCAAGGAGGGCAAGGAGGUCGUCGAGGAAGAGGACGAGGAUUUCAAUGACGACGAGUACGAAUUCGAAAUCUUCCCGACCGCCGACGAUCUCGCCGUGUCGAUUGCCGAGGAUCUGUGGCCCGGUGCCAUGAAGUACUUUAUCCAAGCCCAGGAGUUGGACGCCAUCAGUGACAUGGAGUUCGAGUCGGACGACGAGAUGAACGAUGCCAACGACGAGUAA
Molecule: messenger RNA, 888 nt
Organism: Drechmeria coniospora
Lineage: Eukaryota; Fungi; Ascomycota; Sordariomycetes; Hypocreales; Ophiocordycipitaceae
Product: putative nucleosome assembly protein C36B7.08c
Exons: 3
Coding region: 1-888 (295 amino acids)
Biological process (GO): nucleosome assembly
Cellular component (GO): chromatin; nucleus
Molecular function (GO): chromatin binding; histone binding
Source: RefSeq, a predicted model, not a curated record